UGGGCAAGUGUAAGGAUUUUAGCGAGUUUGACAAGGGCCAAAUUGUGAUGGCUAGACGACUGGAUCAGAGCAUCUCCAAAACUGCAGCUCUUGUGGGGUGUUCCUGGUCUCCAGUGGUCAGUAUCUAUCAAAAGUGGUCCAAGGAAGGAACAGUGGUGAACCACAAACAUGGUCAUAGGCGGCCAAGGCUCAUUGAUGCAUGUGGGGAGUGAAGUCCCGUGUGAUCCGAUACAACAGACAAGCUACUGUUGCUCAAACUGCUGAAGAAGUUAAUGCUGGUUAUGAUAGAAAAUACAUAAUGUAUGAUGGUUAAGGGGACCAACACAAUAUUAGCCAGGUGGUCAUAAUGUUACGCCUGAUCGGUGUAUAAUAUUGCAUAAUUCUUGAUUAUGUCUUCUGUGUGUUCUAGGGACCAGAAUCUUAUUUGUGUGCUUUAUAAAAUGUGAUUGCACUUUUUUAGUCUUAUUUUAUAGGUUUUUUUCUGUACAGGCCUUUCCUGAAAAGCACGUAAAUUAAAUUGAUUUCAAUUAUUUAAAAAAUGAGAUUAUACCUAUUGUACACAGCUAGUUAUAUGUGAAUGUAACAGCUAAACAGCAACAUUGUAUAUGAAACAAGAUGUGACUGUAAGCAGGUCUUCUGAGCAUGACAGCCAACAGAUGCCAUGUGACCAUAACUUCAUUUAAUAAAGGAUACUAAGACCGAUCAGUGUGAGCUGAUCCUAUCAUACUGAUGACGUCUAUUACAAAAGUAUUUCUGAGAAAAUUUCCCCAUUUUUCAUCUUCGUCAUGCUCAGUAUACAUGAUGGAGGACGCAAAGCAAAAGCCUAAAGUUCCUCAGUGCAAUUCUCCUCCCACUGUGCUGUUUAGCAGAAGAAACUAAAGCAACUAAGCAAUUACUCAGAAAGAUGAGGGAUUACAACCUAAGGUUCAUCUCCUGAAAAUGAGCUCAAGGCUGAUUAGAAGGGUUUAGCAUGACGUAGAGCAACUCAUUGCUUCAAUCACUUGAUGCCUCAGAUGGUCACCUCUUUUUUCCGGAAAGGGAACUGUUACAUUUUCGUCAAAUUUGCACAAAAUUUGGUCCAUGGUAGAGAUCUCUACUUGCCAACACUAUGGGCCUCCAUAAUCUCCGGGUGGUCAGAAUGAUGAAGAAGAGAGGAUUUACUGACAUGGCAUCUGCAGUAGCACCAUUCUGGAAUGGAAUACACAAUUAAGCUGGUGAAGAAAAAUUUUUAUACACUUUUGACAAGUAAUCUUCCACCAAAAGACUGAACAUUUGGCAGAUAACGAAUCAAAGAACACAACAUGGCUCUGAUGGUUAUAAAAUUUGACUUGGCCAAGCGGAUCAAACUGGCCCAGGGACUGUGGCUGUUGUACUGGCUUGCAGUUAUGGGUGGAAUCCUCAUCUUCAGCAUGGGGCUUUUCUUCAAGAUUGAACUCCGCAAAAGGAGUGAGAUGAUGGACAAUAAUGAGAGUCAUUUUGUACCCAACUUGCUCAUCCUGAUAGGCCUGUCUGCUUGCGGCAUCAAUGCUUUUGGUGGUAAAGUGUGCCAUGAUUCACUUGAUUCAGCCAAGUUUUCCAAAUGGAAGCCCAUGGUGAAGAAUUACUUGUGUGGAUGCUUUGUUUUCUCCAUCAUCCUGUUCAUCAUGGCACUGCUUUGUUUCCUGGUGCAGAUCUCUCUUCAUUUUGCCCUAGCUGAAGGUCUUAAAAAUGGAAUGAAAUACUACAAAGACACAGACACCCCGGGACGAUGCUUCAUGAAGAGGACGCUGGACAUGACCCAGAUUGAGUUCCAUUGCUGUGGCAACAACAAUUUUAGAGACUGGUUUGAGAUCCAGUGGGUUAGCAACCGCUACCUGGACUUCAGCAAUGAUGAGGUCAAAGAUCGUAUCACAAGCAACGUUGAAGGUAAAUACCUUAUGGACAGCGUUCCCUUUAGUUGCUGUAACCCUGGCUCUCCCCGACCCUGCAUCCAGCACCAUCUGACCAAUAAUUCAGCUCACUAUGACUAUGACCAUCACACUGAAGAACUAAACAUCUGGACUCGAGGCUGCCGUGAAGCCCUGGUGUCCUACUAUGGGGGGAUGAUGAACAGCAUUGGGGCACUAGUGCUGCUAGUCAUGGUCUUGCAGGCUGCAGAUAUGGUGGGACUGAAGUACUUGACAACAUCUCUGGAGACCCUGACAAACCCAGAGAACCCAGAGAGUGAGAGUGAAGGUUGGCUGCUGGAAAAGAGUGUGAAAGAGACUGUGGCUGAUGUCCUGCAGAAGAUAAAAUCACUUGGCAAAAAGAACCAGGUGGAGGGGGCUGAGGCUGAUGCCAGCGCCGGUGCCAGCUGAACAGCUCAGACACCCAGCUAGGAGGACUAAAACCAUCCUAUAAGGAGCAUCAAAGAUAUCCUUGUUUGUGGAAAACAACCAGAAGUGAAGAAAAAGAACAGAUCCUUAAUGAACCUUUAAAUGUGGU
Molecule: messenger RNA, 2463 nt
Organism: Hemibagrus wyckioides
Lineage: Eukaryota; Metazoa; Chordata; Actinopteri; Siluriformes; Bagridae
Gene: prph2b
Product: peripherin 2b (retinal degeneration, slow)
Exons: 3
Coding region: 1302-2336 (344 amino acids)
Biological process (GO): visual perception
Cellular component (GO): membrane
Source: RefSeq, a predicted model, not a curated record